CUUCAAUUAUCUAAUGUUUAUACCAUAAUUAAAUCUAACAGCUGGACUUUUAAUUAAACAAAAUAUUCACAACCAUCAAUACUACAAAAUGAACAUACGGUUAUGUCUAGGCUGCUUUCAAUUAAUUUGCUUGGUAUAUUGUUCAAUUAUGCUCUGGAAAAAAAGGAAAGUUGAACAUGAAAAAACAUGUAUAACUUCAACUCCGCAAUUGCCUGAAUCAAUCACCAAUUUGGAGUCAUUGCCUGAUGAAAUAUUAGUCCGAAUUAUUGAUCACUUAAAUCAAUUUGAUGUCUUGGACCUAUGUGUUGUCAAUACAAAAUUUUAUCUGUUAUGUAUGAAUAAAUUAUUAAAGAGAGCUCUUAUUGCAAGCCCUGCUAAAAAGCCUAUAUUUCAUCGGAAAUUAAACACCUUUACAUACACCAAUUUCACAAUUUUACAUGAAAAACAUAAGUGCCCUAUGCUGAAAUUUAAAGAAAUUAUGGAGAGUUACUAUAAUAGUUUUCUUUACUAUCAUCUACUGGAUGAUUUUCUUAUAGACAUUGAAGAUAUUCAGAAAUCUACACUUUCCAAUCAAUUUCAAAGAUCCAUUCAAAUGCUAACGAUAGAUUUAAGAAAGGCUUCUCAAAGUAACAUUGAUUCUAUUCAAGAAUCGAAAGAAGAGCUUUGUUCAAUCAAAAAUGUUAAAUUGAGAUUAAAAAAUACACCAGUGAAUUAUUUGAAACAAUUAAAAGGAAUCUUUUCUGGAGUUAUUUCUUUAAGUUUGUCUUUAAAAUAUGAUAUCGUGGAUGGGUCCAUAUUAACUUCAACUAAUUCUCUAUUCUGUUCUCAAAAUAUUAAAGAACUUCAAUUAGAAAUUCCUCAAGAAUAUGUCGUUGAUGACUUUAUCGUGAGUUGCAUAAAAUUUAUGCCAAAUAUAAAGAUACUUGUGAUUCUUUGUUCAUUGUUCUAUGAAAUUCCAAAUAAUACUUUAAAGUUAUUGGCUGAUUAUUCACUUGACAAGUUUUGUAUUGACUAUAAAAGAAAAAUUGCAAGCAAUCUGUAUACUGAAACAAAUAUUGAUUUAGUCAAAGGUUUAUUGAAUAGUUGUGGCACUAAUCUUGAACUUGUUGCUAUUCACACAGAUGGAUAUUUUACACGGCUAUCUACAAUUGACAUACUUUAUCAUAUAGAGGAAGAUAAGUUUGAAGAAAUUAAGGAAUCUGUUGAAAGCUUAAUAAAAUGGAUAGAUGAAAAUAUAGAUCAAUACCCAAAACUCAAAUUUUUCACCUUUUAUAGUUGUGUGUUUAUGAUAGAUAGACAAGUGAAACCACAUAAGUGGGAAACUUUAAAUGGUUCUUUGUAUCUUCUGGCCAGUGAUAUGACAUAG
Molecule: messenger RNA, 1366 nt
Organism: Scheffersomyces amazonensis
Lineage: Eukaryota; Fungi; Ascomycota; Pichiomycetes; Serinales; Debaryomycetaceae
Exons: 1
Coding region: 89-1366 (425 amino acids)
Molecular function (GO): protein binding
Source: RefSeq, a predicted model, not a curated record